CCUCCUGUCCCGGUGCUCUGACAGCUGCUGUGUGUGUAACGGAAGACAUUUUGAGCUGCUGGGGUCGGUCCGGUUUGUUUGUGGGGUCUCAGUUUGAGUUCGGGGCUAACGGACGGUUGGUCGGUGAAGCAGGAGCCCAUCUAACGGGAACCCGGUGCAGGCUAAGCGGCGCAUGUGCAGCGACUCACAGGAGCUAGCAGAGUCCUAGAUGCUAGUUAGUUAGCGGCAGCUAGCUGGCCUGCCCUCCUCUUCCUCCUCCUCCUCCGCCUCCUCCUCCUCCUCGACAGCCGGUCCCUUCUGACAGAAACAAUGGCGUUAAAGCGGAUUUCUAAGGAACUAACGGACCUCUCCAGAGAUCCCCCGGCUCAGUGCUCGGCCGGCCCGGUUGGGGAAGACAUGUUUCAUUGGCAGGCCACCAUAAUGGGUCCACCCGACAGUCCGUAUCAGGGCGGCGUGUUUUUCCUCACCAUCCAUUUCCCCACCGAUUAUCCCUUCAAGCCCCCCAAGGUGAGUGGACCGGCGCCUCCCGUCCGCCUGCCGGCCCGGUCCGGUCCGGUGGUUCUGAUCCGUUUGCUCUGCUUCUGUCUGCAGGUCGCCUUCACAACCAGAAUUUAUCACCCAAAUAUAAACAGUAACGGCAGCAUCUGUCUGGACAUUUUACGCUCGCAGUGGUCUCCAGCCUUAACCAUCUCUAAAGUCCUUUUGUCCAUUUGUUCUCUGCUAUGUGACCCGAACCCCGACGACCCGUUAGUGCCAGAGAUCGCCCGCAUCUACAAAACAGACCCCGUCAGGUACAACAAGACCGCUCAGGACUGGACCCAGAAAUACGCCAUGUGACCGGCUGGCCCCGCCCCCUCCCUCCCGCCCACCUGUACCUGCAGCUCGCUCACGUUCCCGUUCGUCCCCUCCUGAAGCGUGAUGCUGUUCCUCCCCGUCUGUCCGUGUGUCUGCUGGAGACACGAGCGGCCGGUGACCGGGCCGAGCAGAACCGGGCCGAGCAGAACCCGCCCGCUCCCUCAUGCAUGUCAGUGAUUGGUUCCUGUGCCGCUCAGAACUCUGUGUCCACGUUUUAACGGAGAAAAGCCGUUUCCGUUCGUAGCCUCUUUGCUUUUGGCGUUUUUAGACGAGAGCCGUUAGUUUCUCCAUCAUCCGACCCGUUCUCCUGGUUCUGCACUGGAAGGCGACCCGGUGCCGCCGCGGCGCUGGUCGACCCACUAAUCGCUCUGUGACGGUUUUUCUCAAUAAAGAUCAACAAACAGAAA
This is a messenger RNA of Fundulus heteroclitus (mummichog), 1262 nucleotides long. Its product is annotated as ubiquitin-conjugating enzyme E2 2. Lineage: Eukaryota; Metazoa; Chordata; Actinopteri; Cyprinodontiformes; Fundulidae. Gene Ontology annotation, molecular function: ubiquitin conjugating enzyme activity. The coding region runs from base 310 to 837 and encodes 175 amino acids. Gene Ontology annotation, biological process: protein polyubiquitination; ubiquitin-dependent protein catabolic process. The transcript is spliced from 6 exons. The record is from RefSeq and is a predicted model, not a curated record. Gene Ontology annotation, cellular component: nucleus.